UCGACUCGGAGACGGCGGAGGAUUAAGUUUUGAUCCAAGGAUUAAGCGGAUCAUGCGCCAAGCGGCAGGACGAUCAAAUCGAUCGCCUGUACAUCAUCCCCGAUCAUCCCCAAUUACAAUCCCAACAACAUCACCCGUUUAUCAUCAGCAACAACAACAAAUUCUGUAUGCUCCCGUCAGUAACUCAAUGGUGACUCUUCAGCCAUGUGCAACAGCACUUUAUCCCUCGUGCGUUUAUCCGAACGUUCAACCCCACGCUGUUUCAUCGAAUUCCGUCCCUUUACAUCUUCAAGGUAAGAAUAAUCGAUGGCACUCGAAGAACAAGCCGUCGCGCGGCCAACAACACUACCAACAGCAGCAACAGCAACAGCAACUCUCAUACAACCCGAAACCCGUGGUGCUUUACGAUCAACCGUCUUCUAGCAUCGCAUCGAUUCCUCCGUCAACCGCGUCUUUCCUGGUGGCCUCUUCGACUUUUGCUCACGCUGGACCGUUAUCCAGUGAGCACUGCAGCAACAAUUCCGGAGUGACGCAUUUGUUACAGCAGCCCUUCGGCUUCAAGCCGCCGGAUGUGCAGACCUUCUGCCUCAUUCACGAUCGACAAAACGCUCAGCAGCAGCAGCAACGUCCGAUGCAGGCUUCCUACUAUAAUAUCUCGGCCACGAACACCUGCAGUCUACAAGCCGUCAACGCCAACUCGUCCUUCCCGCUUCCCAAUCUCAGUCCUUACACCGGCCUAGCCGCCUUCGGCAACAAUCAGUUCCCUUCGUCGGUGCAGUCCUCUCAGCUCUUCUCGAAUCCGCCCGUCGGUCUCGUGCUCGCUCCGUCGCGCGCAGACAAGCCUUCGCUGUUGUCCACGUUGGAAUUUCCGCCGUUCAAGCAUAACGCGAGCAAGAUAUCGAAUUCUCGCGAGCCUCGAGUGGCUCCUACCGGUCGCAGCGAGAACGGCUGGCCGUCUCAGAUCGAAUUAGCCUCCAAACGUUCGUACGAGGUGCAAGAAGUCGCGAGUAAUAGCAAAAAUCCCGAGUCUGCCGAUUGUGCUUUGCAGAAGCCUAUUCCCGUCGCUACGAAGACCGAGGAGGAACAUUAUUCCGACGAAUCGUCGACCAGCUUCGAUUUCACCAUUGAAGCUGAAAAAAUGGUCUCGGCUCUGUGCAAUACUACGUCCUCGAACGAUUUGGGCAAGGAGGAGUCGAAAGCCGGUAACAAAGCUGAUUCUGCGCCGUUGUUUAGCGGCGCGGGCGACAACGUGUCUAACAAGACGAGUUGGUUUACUGAUUUUUGCUCCGAGUACGAAAACGGAACGUCGAUAGGCGUCCAAACGGACAGUUCAUGCGUCGACAGAUCGCAAUAUCCGGAGCUGAUCCGGAAAACAGCUUACUGGGGUUGCACGGAGGCUGAGACCGUUCUCGCUUCCGACGCUUCGCAACUGGACUCCAGACGAAGCUGGUUAACGUGUCUGUCAGCCGCUACGAGAAUGGCAAUCACAAAGUCUACAACUUGCAUCCCGGUGUUUGCGGGAGACCGAGUUUUCACCAGCGAUCUCAUUAACGCUCUAUUGCGAAUUAGCAACGGUUGGCUGAGCCUCGACAAUUACCUGAACAAGCAACAUCUUUCUAAUUUGCUAGACAGACUGGAUCCCGAAUUAAUCACGUGCUUUCAUACCUGGGAAGAAAAUACGUACGAGCUGCUGCGGCAAAUAGUGCGAACGUUUCAGAAAUUCGGAGAAAACAACGAAGCGACGAAUCAGAGGCGCAACGCAACCUGCGGAUCGUCCUCAUUUCCGGGCGACGUGUCGCUUUACACAAACUAUGAUCUUUUUACUCAGCUGCCUUCGAGCUCUUUCUCUCAGCGAAACGCGACUGGAAAAUUGUCCCCGCAGGAAAAUUCACACAACUCAACAUCCGCGCCUUUGUCGACAAGCAACCCGCGUAAUGUUUCAUACAAUUCUCAGCAAGAGCAGCAAGCGGCGAAUCAAAAGGAAAGUAAAUUACGAAGCAGAUGGACGAUCACCGAAAAUCUGUCGUCCGCGAUCAACACCGCGAAGUCCGUGCCUAACGUUUCCACGUGCCACACCGAUGUCGGCAGUAAGCUCCGUACGAAAGACGCAUUGUCGUGCAGAAAGUUUGAUUCCACUCAAAAAUCGUUGAACGCCGAAUUCUUUCAGCUGAGAAGCAAGGUGAUGGAAAGCAACGUGGAUGCGAAAGAUAGAAGACAUGAUUGUUUGUUGGAAAAUAAAUUUCCAGUGUCGCACGACAAUACGGAAUGCAGACUGCAUAAUCCGGCGAUAAACAACGCCAUAAAUUACAGCGGACUCUAUGCGCAGAAUUGUUUGUCCUUCGCGUUUCCAGUUUCUGGUCACUCGAGCUCCUCGCAUCCCGCGUCCGCUCCGGGAAUUUUAACAUACGGAGGCUAUCCGUCUUCAAGUUCUUAUCCUAUUGCCGAUAUCAAUACGAGAAGCGGCCGAAAUUGCGAACAAAUUUACGGAGCUAAAAGCGCAAACGUCAAUCCGGUUUACGUCGGCAGAUCGCAGACGGAUCAGAUAGAACUGCCGGCUGUUCCAAGAAACAAGGUGACCUUAUUAAGUCAGAUCGAGCCUAGGACAUUUGACAAGGAAUCCGAGGAGAUGGCGGCCAACCUGUCGGCCUGGUUCGCCAGCAUGCGAAACGCGCAGAUUCCAAUGACUGUGCAGACUUUCGAGGAGUCGAGAAUGAAUGAGAGUUCAGCGCCGCGAUUGUUCGCUCAGCAAGAGAUGUCGAAACACUCGACGCCUAAGCAGCCGCAGAUCGACGCAAAUCGACAGUUUCAGGCGCUGCAGAAUUUACCGAACAUUCAAAGCACACCUUGGGCCGCCGGCAACUUCGCCAGCAAUCGUUUCCAAGUGCAACAAGCGCCGGAAGAGUACGACAGCUCCGAGGACGUGCGGGUGUACAUGAAACCGGGAAGCUACAACGUGCCGAAGAAGCGGCACCAGAGACGGCCGAAUCGCCGAUCGGACGGUAACGCGACGUCUCGCAACGCGCACGCGAGCAAUCAUCACAAUAAAGGGAAGAGCGUAUCGAUGCCUGCAUCGUCGACGCCUCUGCCACAUGCGAGCGCAUCGAUCACUAAUAUCAAUAACGCUACGCUGAUAAAGACUUCGUUUCCGCCGGCUUCGCAAUUGCCGGCGCCUUUAUUUAAUCUUGAGAAUUCGCCGAGAAUUCUGAAGCGCGCGGAAUCUCUGUCGCAGAUUGCUUAUCAGGAUGUCACUUGGAAGGCAGCGUGCGCCUCGGCCGAGAUACUUCUUGAAGCACUUAACGUAAAGGAUUGUGGCAACGCGUCCAAGAAGAUCGAUUGCAACGACAGUAUUGGAAAAGAUAAUAAGAGCGAAGAGAAUGUUGAAAUAUUACCGACGACGUCAGAGCAGAUCGAUCCGAAGCCGAUAAAGCGCGACGACGCCGAUCGUGUCUCGUCCUACGAAGCCUCGGAAGAUGACUCGGAGUCAACUUGCAAAUUGUCGCCUAACACGAGUGUCAUAUCUGUAUCUCAAUUGCGUGAGGAUGAGAAUGGUAAAGAUAUCACUCUCAGUAUCAAGACGAACGUGAAAACGGAUUCCUGGCUGAUAAGAACUCUCAAUAACGCGAGUAUCGUGAGUAAACAGAAGCGACGCGAGGACGACGUAGAUCGACGAAGUUCGGAAUCCUCAAAUAAUUCGGAUAUCGCCGACGCGAAACCGAAUCAUCUCGAAUCGUCAAUUGCGGAUCCUGACGCAAGAGCGCCUAUGGCGAUAAUCGAUAGCGAAUAUCCAGCAAUCUUCUCUCGCGAGCACAUCUCUGGUUCUUUUUCGAAAAACGACGAAGCGUUAACGAAAGAAUUGGAAAGUCACAUUGGAAGAGCUACGUACUCUGAAACGGUACGAAGAUCCAUGAAAUCAAACAAUGCGGUUUCGGAAAAGAAAGAGUCGCACAAAUCAAGCGCUACGAAUUCAUCGACCGUACCAAUUGCUGGCCGCAAAUGUCAGAAGAAGGAUCCCGAACAAUCUUAUCAGCUUUUACAUAAAUCACGGAGGUCGGCCGAGAAGAAAGCGGUGAAAAAUGCGGACGAUCUUCAAUUGCAGGAAGAAUCGUGCGCGAAAAUCAGCGAUGCCAAGUCGAACAAUGUAACGCCGAAACUGUCAACUGCACUGAAGACGCACGGGAAAAGAGAUUUGGAACACACGGAGGUUAAAUGCGCCGGUAAAUCCGCCGAUCGCGGCUGGUCGGUGUGGUACAGUUCCAGGAGAAAACAGAUUCUCAGCCCUUUGGCAUUCAGCAAGCUAGAAACGAUUCAUCAAACUGUCUGCCAAAUGGACGAAGCAAAGAUCUUCAAGCGUCUACCUUCGUCUGAAAAAGACAGUGAAUUUUCAUCCGCAGGAAUAGUGGAGGAUUAUUGUCCAAUGUUUCUCGAGAUCAUCGAGAACAAGCUAAAGAACCGGAUUUAUCACAAAGUCGAACACGCCGUAAAAGAUUUCCGUCGCGUCCUUCACAAUGCCAGAUUAUAUCAUCAGCACGAUGAUGAGCGAAUAAAGAAAAUUGAAGUCCUCUCAAAGAAGCUGGAAGACUUAUUCGAGGAACAUUUCGGCAAUUGGGAUCUGGACAAUAUAACCGGAAGUUCUAGAGAAGAUUCGCCUGUGCAUCUGCGAUUUAAGACACUUGGACAGAAAUCGAUUGGAGGACGUUGCGAUAACACGAAGAAGGGCGCAUCUUCGUUGACUAUCGCGGAGAAUUCUUCGAUCCACUAACAUAUUGCUUUUCAUCGAAAUGAAAACUCCAAAUCAACUGAUCAAUCCAUUGUGUAUUUUACUAACAAAACCAUUAUUGCAUCGACAAGACUGUAUGUAAUUAUCUUUUCUAGUCACGCGAGCUAUUUUGUACGAUUAAUAAUAUCGUAGGUGUUUUUUUUUUUAUUUUUUCGAUACUACUGUCCGAUGACUGAGUAAACUCUUCGUUGAAUUUCCCUAUCUCGAAUUUUGCAAAGCAAUAGAAUUCCAGACGAGUUCAUUAAUUUUGAAAAGUGCGCACGUAUAUUUUGCACUGGCAACUAUUCUAAUCUCAUAGCGAUACCUUUACGAGAAAAACUGUAUUAAACGCGAACGAGCAUCGGCUGACAUUCAAACUAUUUUUAUAGAAAAAAAAAUGAAGAUAGAAGCAUCAGCGAUAAUGUAAUUUCCACGUUUAUUGUUACGGCUAAUUACUAGUGAAAUAUUUCGAUCUUUUAACUUCGGUACUCUUGUUGAGGUGUCGUUAGAUCAAAGUGAUAUGAAUCAUGAAAUAUAUUACACUGAUCAAAAUCUAUUAUUGUUGUUCGAUUAUACUUUGAUUCGUU
Molecule: messenger RNA, 5343 nt
Organism: Linepithema humile (Argentine ant)
Lineage: Eukaryota; Metazoa; Arthropoda; Insecta; Hymenoptera; Formicidae
Source: RefSeq, a predicted model, not a curated record